UUCAGGGAAAUCAAGAAAAGGAAGGGUUUUCGAUUCGUGUUCGUUGAAGAAAAUGGAGGCGUUCAGUGGAUGCUAUGUAGACGAGAAGGCGAUUAGAGUGGAGAACAUUUUCCUGGAUUUCCUCAAGAGUUUCAGGUUGGAUCCGCGAAUGGCGGAGUCGCAUUACGAGGCGGAGAUACAGGCGAUGGAAGCGAACGGGUCUAGCACCAUGUACAUCGAUUUCUCGCACGUCAUGCUCUACAAUGACGUUCUCCAGAAGGCAAUCGCUGAUGAGUAUUUGAGAUUCGAGCCGUACUUGAAGAAUGCGUGCAAGAGGUUCGUGAUGGAGCAGAAGCCUACGCUUAUUGCGGAGGCAGAUGAUAACCCAAACAAGGACAUCAAUGUCGCCUUCUUUAAUAUUCCCUUCACCAAGCGCUUGAGAGAAUUAACCACUGCCGAAAUUGGGAAGCUAGUAUCAGUCACGGGAGUAGUCACACGAACGAGCGAAGUCAGACCCGAGCUUCUCCAAGGAACAUUCAAGUGUUUGGACUGCGGAAGUGUUGUCAAGAAUAUCGAACAGCAAUUCAAGUACACUGAGCCAACAACAUGUGUGAGUGCAACAUGUUUAAAUAGAACAAGAUGGGCAUUGCUUCGACAAGACAGCAAGUUUACAGAUUGGCAGAGGGUAAGAAUGCAGGAGACUUCUAAGGAAAUUCCUGCUGGCUCCUUACCUAGAUCAUUGGAUGUUAUUCUUCGCCAUGAGAUUGUGGAAUUGGCUAGAGCAGGCGAUGCUGUCUUGUUCACUGGUACGGUGGUUGUGAUACCGGACAUAUUGGCACUGGCUUCUCCUGGUGAAAGAGCAGAAUGCCGCCGAGAAGCUUCUCAGCGCAAGAGUUCAACUGCUGGACAAGAAGGUGUGAGAGGUCUUCGUGCAUUGGGAGUCAGAGACUUAUCUUAUCGUUUAGCCUUCAUUGCUAAUUCAGUUCAGGUUAUUGACGGUAGAAAGGAUGUUGACAUCAGAAAUAGGAAAAAGGCCGGUGAUGAAGAUGACCAACAGUUCACAUCGGAGGAGCUUACAGAGAUUCAACGAAUGAGAGAUACUCCUGAUUUCUUCAAUAAGCUUGUUGAUAGCAUUGCACCAACAGUUUUUGGUCACCAAGAUAUCAAGCGAGCAAUCUUGCUCAUGCUUUUGGGUGGCGUCCACAAGCUUACUCAUGAAGGCAUCAAUCUCAGAGGAGACAUAAAUGUGUGUAUAGUUGGGGAUCCCAGCUGUGCAAAGUCCCAGUUUCUCAAAUACACAUCAGGUAUUGUUCCCAGAUCGGUCUAUACAUCUGGCAAAUCCUCUUCUGCUGCUGGAUUGACAGCGACUGUGGCCAAAGAACCAGAAACUGGUGAAUUCUGUAUUGAGGCAGGUGCUCUAAUGCUGGCAGACAAUGGCAUAUGUUGCAUUGAUGAAUUUGACAAGAUGGAUGUCAGAGAUCAGGUUGCAAUUCAUGAAGCCAUGGAACAACAGACCAUAAGCAUUACUAAAGCCGGAAUACAGGCAACACUAAAUGCCCGGACAUCAAUUCUAGCUGCAGCUAAUCCUACUGGAGGGCGCUAUGAUAAGUCUAAACCACUCAAGUAUAAUGUUGCUCUCCCUCCAGCUAUCCUUUCUAGGUUUGAUCUGGUAUAUGUCAUGAUUGAUGAUCCGGAUGAUCAAACUGAUUACCAUAUUGCUCAUCAUAUUGUGAGAGUUCACCAGAAGCGUGAAGAAGCACUUCAUCCUGCUUUCACCACUGCACAACUGAAACGAUAUAUUACAUAUGCAAAAACUUUAAAACCAAAGCUAACCUCUGAAGCAAGAAAACUCUUGGUUGAGUCUUAUGUUGCGCUCAGACGAGGUGAUACAACUCCUGGAAGCAGAGUUGCAUACCGUAUGACAGUUAGGCAGUUGGAGGCCUUAGUCAGGUUGUCUGAGGCCAUUGCUCGGAGUUAUUUGGAAACUCAGGUGCACCCGCGGCAUGUUCGUGUAGCCGUGAGAUUACUGAAAACAUCUAUAAUUAGUGUGGAGUCCACCGAGAUUGAUUUGUCAGAAUUUCAAGAAGUAAACACUAAUGGUUCUGAUGAUAGAACCAAUAAUUCUGGUGAAGGUGAUACUCAACCAGCUUCUGAAAGCGCCGAUACUACCAAUCAACAAAAGGAGGAAUUCAUGGUAAAGGAGGAUUAUUUUCAGAGGGUUACUCAGGCCCUUGUCAUGCGCCUUAGGCAGCAUGAAGAAGCUGUAAGGCAACAAGAGAGUGGCAUGGCUGGAAUGAGUCAAGGAGAUUUAAUCCAGUGGUAUGUGAAUCAGCAGAAUGAAAAAAACAACUACAGCUCAACUGCAGAAGUAGAAACAGAAAUUAAACGAAUUAGAUCACUUAUUGAGAGAUUGAUUAAGAGGGAAGGGCACUUGAUUGUGAUAGAUGAUGGCAGGCAAGAAGCGGGUGAAGGUGCAGCAGCAGCACGAUCAGCUAGAGAUAGCAGGAUUUUAGCUGUAGCUCCCAAUUAUGCCAUGGAUUAAUGGGACUGAAAUCUCUUCACAAGAAUGAAUUAUGGGCUCUGCUUGCAUGUUUGGAAGAUGGGUAUGUGGACUAAAAAAUGUGAAUGUAGUGUAGGGCUUUCUUUGCUUCACCGAGUGUCUGGUUGGUUGUAUUUUACAUUAAAUUCUGUAUUAUAUCGGUGUUUAGGUAGGC
This is a messenger RNA of Hibiscus syriacus, 2693 nucleotides long. Its product is annotated as DNA replication licensing factor MCM6-like. Gene Ontology annotation, cellular component: MCM complex; nucleus. The transcript has 18 exons. Bases 53 to 2521 code for a protein of 822 amino acids. The record is from RefSeq and is a predicted model, not a curated record. Gene Ontology annotation, biological process: DNA replication initiation; double-strand break repair via break-induced replication; mitotic DNA replication. Gene Ontology annotation, molecular function: single-stranded DNA binding; single-stranded 3'-5' DNA helicase activity; ATP binding. Lineage: Eukaryota; Viridiplantae; Streptophyta; Magnoliopsida; Malvales; Malvaceae.